Messenger RNA from Rubroshorea leprosula, 2022 nucleotides. NCBI's taxonomy places the organism in Eukaryota, Viridiplantae, Streptophyta, Magnoliopsida, Malvales, Dipterocarpaceae. The record is from the annotation of a GenBank genome assembly.
UUUUAAAAAAAUGGGCCGACAAUUAGAAUUUCCUUCUUCCCCUUUCCCCUUCUUUCCUCUGCUUUCUCACUUCCCCUCUCUCUCCUGGGCUCCGCCGUGAUCUUCUGAGGUCGAAAUCCGGAAUGAAUAAAAGUUAUGCUGAUGUGGCAAAUGCUUUCCUUCAGAUUUUCUUUUGUUUUUGUAUUUCAUUCCCUUCUUAGUCUUCUCACGCUCCUCUGUGUAGGGGACUAUGAUUACCCCUAUCAUUAUAAUUCAUCUAGUUUUCUCCGAAGCAGCAUAACACCACCGCUGGACGAGAACCCAACACCGUGCAUGGCCUCUCUCUGUCGCGGUCAUAUUACAACCGAAAUUUGCCAGAAGUGUAUCGCCUCUGCCUCCAUCGAUGUAGCUCAGCGUUGCCCCACUGGGUAUGAAGCUGUAAUCUGGUAUGGGCAGUACAUGGUCCAUUAUUCUAACCGGUCGAUCUACUCCGUCAUGACCACUGGCCCAAAGGAAGAUUUGAUGAUCAGUCGGGAUGUUCUAGAACGAGUGACUCAGAAGUUUGCGACCAAAGAAGUGAAAUUUAACGAGUUUCAAGACGUGUGUAGGCUCGCGCAGUGUACGCCAGAUAUUUCCGGCGACGAAUGCAACAGAUGCCUUCAGUUUGCCAUCGGAGGCUUACCGGAAUGUUGCAGCGGGAAAGAGGCAGGAUUUGCAUUGUACCCAAGUUGUAUUCUUAGAUAUCAAAUUACCCCUUUUAUUACCAAACCGAAGCUGCAGCACCGCCGUCUGGGCAGCUACUCGACCUCCUGUAAAUCCUCCAUCUCCAGGUCAGGAAAAGGGCAGAUUAAUCCGGUACCAUUAUCAGCAUUAUUGUUUCAAGAAUUCGUUCCUCGGGUGAUUUUCUCCAUUGGCUUGUAUUGGAUACUAAUCUGGAAAGCAAGGAAAAAGAAAACUAGACAGCUAAACAAAGAUAAUGGUAUAUGUUGGAAGCAAAACGGGGGACCAAUAUUACAGUUUGAUUUUUGUAUAAUUGAAGAUCCCACAAACAACUUUGCACAUGCUAACAUGAUUGGUGCUGGUGCAUUUGGCGGGUUGUAUAAGGGGGUAAUUGCUAAUGGACAAGAAAUAGCGGUGAAGAGGCUAUCAAGAAGCUCUGGACAAGGUGGGGAGGAAUUUAAGAUUGAGGUUGUACUGUUAGCCAAGCUUCAGCACCAGAAUCUGGUUAGACUGUUAGGAUUUUGAACAGAAUGAAAAGAGAAUGCUAAUUUAUGAAUUUGUUCCCAACAAAAGCCUUCACUACAUAUUUGGUCAGACCCUUCUUAACAUGUAUCUGUAUUAAACUUUCUUUUCUACAAUAGAAAUGCAUUUUAACUUGUCAAUCCAGUUCCUAAGUUGCAAUAUAACGUGUACAGAUCCUGAGAAAAGAGCAGAAAUGGAUUGGCCAAGACGUCACAAGAUAAUUAAAGGGAUUGCUUGGGGCCUGCUAUAUCUUCAUACUGAUUCAAGGCUCAGGAUCAUACAUCGUGAUCUAAAAGCCAGCAACAUGUUUGUUGGACGAGGAUAUGAUACCCAAAAUUUCAGAUUUUGGCAUGGCAAGAAUUAUUGAAGAAAAUUGAUCCCAAGAACCUACAAAGAGAAUUGUUGGUACAUGGCAUGGAGGCAUUGGAAAGAUGGGACCUCACUAGAAUUGAUGGAUCCAACUUUAAGAGAUUCUUAUGUGAUUAAUGAAGUUACCAGGUGUACCCAGAUUGGAUUGUUCUGCAUUCAAGAAAAACCAAUACCAACCAUGGCAAGAGUAGUUCUCAAGCUUAGCAGCACAUCCGUUACUCUUCCUCACCUCAACAGAUUGCAUUCAUCUUUGGCAGUAUCACAGGAGUAAGCAGUGCAAGUGUGGAGCAGGAGCCAAACAAAAAUGCGAAAAAUUCAACCUCUUUCUCAGAAGACAAUACCCCUGAUCAUGUACAGCAUUAUAGUAUUAUUAAGGGAUAUAAUACUAUUCAAUUAUUCUUUGAAGUUAUUGAAUGAAAUUAUACUUGCCUU